CAUCUCUUCUUUUCUUUUUCUUCUUUUCUUUUUUUUUUAAAAUUUAACCUUGUGUCUGCUGAUGGAGCUCCGUGAACUUGAAACAUGACGGGACGCGAGUGUCUCUCCCUGCGUUCACCUCGUCGGCGCCUUCACCUUCACAGGUAGCCGUGGGGAGGAAGGAGAGAGAGAAAAAAAGAAAAAAGAAAACGCCGGGUUUUUUUUAUGCAUUUAUUUUUUUUACCCCUUCUUUCGGGACCUGCAUUGAUUUUGGGACCUAAUGGAAGACACCACAAACCGCUGACCACCUUUGCUCGUCUCGUGUCUGCCGGAGAGCGACGCUGAUCACCGCAAUCACCGCAGGUCGCGCAAUUAAAUCCAGACCGUUCCUGAAGUUAAAUGGGGGGAAAGGAACUGCGACAUAUGCAGCCUCAAAUUUACCCCGACCAGCUGCUUUUAUCCAAAACCUGCUCUUGAGUCUGAUCACCUUUUUUUCUUUUUCCUUUUUUUGUUGUGGAGCGAUUAUUAUUAUUAUCAUCAUAUUUUCCUCCCUCCUUCCCUCGCUCUCUCUCUGUUUCGUUCUCUUUCCUGGACCCGAAGGCAAGAGCUGACAGAGAAGGAUAUCUUUCCCAGAAUUAAACUCGUACACGCUGGUACACGGGAUGAGAAGACUAUGAGCUGACACACUCCAGUUUUUUUUUCCUCUUCCUCUUCUUCUCCUGCGCUGCAACGGAUUUGGGUUUGCUCGUGGACGAUUCCUGCCAUCACAUGCAAGGAGUCGCUGCCUGUGUCAACGCUGCGUAGAAAGAAAGCUUUCAGCUCGCGAAGACUGGAAACACACUAACGCUGUCAUGGAUCUAAAAGACUAUUACCUGUUGGGCGCCCUGCUCGCCUGCAUAUGGCUCGAUCCUUCAAUAGCCCAAGAGCUAAUCUACCCCAUCCGAGAGGAGUUGCAAGAAAACGUCCUCAUUGGAAACAUACCAAAGGACUUGAACAUUUCCCAUACAAAUGCUGCCACUGGAGCAAGUGCUAAUCUCGUGUACCGGCUCGUCUCCAAAGCAGGAGAUAACCCACUGGUCCGUGUUCUGAGCAGCACUGGAGAGAUAUUCACUACAUCAAACCGAAUCGACAGGGAGAAGUUAUGCCCCGGCCCCUCGUUUGAGGACAGCGAGUGCUCUUUUGAAAUUGAAGUGGUCAUCCUGCCUAAUGAUUAUUUCAGGCUGAUUAAGAUCAAAAUAAUCGUCAAAGACACAAAUGAUAAUGCCCCCAUGUUCCCGUCCCCUGUGAUCAACAUCUCCAUCCCGGAGAACACGCUCAUUAACAGUCGCUUUGCUAUUCCUUCUGCCACUGACCCAGACACUGGCCCCAACAGUGUCCACAAAUACGAGCUGAUCAAUGGGCAAAGUGCCUUCGGCUUAGACAUAGUGGAAACGCCUGAGGGGGAGAAGUGGCCCCAGCUCAUUGUGCAGCAGAAUCUGGACAGAGAGCAGAAGGACACAUAUGUGAUGAAGAUUAAAGUAGAGGAUGGUGGGAAUCCACAGAAAUCCAGCACUGCCAUUCUGCAGGUCACUGUCACAGAUGUCAACGACAACAGACCAGUCUUUAAGGAGAGUCAGAUAGAGGUGCAUAUACCAGAGAACUCCCCUAUUGGCACGUCUGUGGUGCAGCUUCAGGCCACAGAUGCAGACAUAGGGGCAAAUGCAGAGAUACAUUAUGUAUUUGGGACUCAGGUGUCUCCUGCUACAAAAAGACUGUUUGCAUUAAAUACAACAUCUGGCCUAAUUACGGUGCAGAGGCCCCUGGACAGAGAGGAGACUGCUAUUCAUAAGCUCUCUGUUUUAGCUAGUGAUGGCAGCUCAAGUCCAGCCAGAGCUACUGUUACGAUUAAUGUGACUGAUGUUAAUGACAAUCCACCUAAUAUAGACCUGAGAUACAUAAUCAGUCCCAUUAAUGGCACUGUUUUCCUCUCGGAGAAGGAUCCCAUCAAUACCAAGAUAGCUCUGAUCACAGUGUCAGACAAAGACACUGACAUCAACGGCAAGGUCAUUUGUUUCAUAGAGAAGGAUGUGCCCUUCCAUCUCAAAGCUGUAUACGACAACCAGUACCUGUUAGAGACAUCUGCACUGCUCGACUAUGAAGGGACAAAGGAAUACAACUUUAAAAUUGUGGCUUCUGACUCGGGAAAGCCGAGCUUGAAUCAAACUGCCUUGGUGAGAGUGAGGCUGGAGGAUGAGAAUGACAACCCGCCUAUUUUUACUCAGCCAGUUAUUGAGCUGGCUGUUAUGGAAAACAACAAACGCGACCUGUUCCUCACUACUCUCAGUGCCACAGAUGAGGACAGCGGGAAAAACGCAGAGAUAGUAUAUCAGCUGGGACCAAAUGCAUCAUUUUUUGAUCUCGACCGCAAAACAGGGGUCUUGACUGCAUCCAGGGUUUUUGACCGAGAGGAUCAGGAUAGGUUCCUCUUCACUGUAACGGCAAGAGAUAACGGGACGCCCCCUCUGCAAACGCAGGCAGCCGUUAUUGUAACUGUGCUUGAUGAAAAUGAUAACAACCCCAAGUUCACACAUAACCACUUUCAGUUCUUUGUGUCUGAGAAUCUUCCUAAAUACAGCACUGUGGGGGUGAUAACUGUGACAGAUUCAGAUGCUGGAGAAAAUGCUGCUGUUUCUCUUUCUAUACUGAAUGACAAUGAGAACUUUAUACUAGAUCCGUACUCUGGGGUGAUAAAAUCUAAUGUGUCAUUUGAUAGGGAGCAGCAGAGCUCCUACACUUUUGAUGUUAGGGCUGUGGACAGUGGCAGGCCUCCCUGCUCCUCAGCCGCAAAGGUGACCAUCAAUGUCAUUGAUGUGAAUGACAACACUCCCAUCGUCAUCUACCCCCCCUCCAACACGUCUUUUAAGCUUGUCCCGCUCUCCUCUAUCCCAGGAUCUGUGGUAGCUGAAGUGUUUGCAGUAGAUGGUGAUACAGGGAUGAAUGCGGAACUCAAAUACACAAUUGUGAGCGGGAACAACAAGGGUCUGUUCAGAAUUGACCCGGUCACGGGGAAUAUUACUCUAGAGGAAAAGCCAGCUGUAACUGACAUAGGCUUACACAGAUUAGUGGUCAACAUCAGUGACCUUGGAUAUCCUAAAUCUCUCCAUACUCUGGUGCUGGUAUUUCUGUACGUCAAUGACACUGUGGGGAACUCGACGCUCAUCUAUGAUCUCAUCCGACGCACCAUGGAGACCCCGAUUGACCGAAACAUCGGGGAGAGCAGUGAAACUUAUCAAAGUGGUGACUAUUUAACCAUAAUGAUAGCCUUUGUUACUGGCGCCUUAGUGGUGAUUAUUGUCAUCUUUGUCACUGUGCUGCUGCGUUGCCGCCACGCUUCCAGGUUCAAAGCCGCACAGAGGAAAAAACAAGGAGCAGAGUGGAUGUCACCCAACACAGAAAACAAGCAGAACAAGAAGAAAAAGCGCAAGAAAAGAAAAUCCCCCAAAAGCUCCCUGCUCAACUUUGUCACCAUCGAGGGGAACAAACCCGAUGAUCCUGCCCACGAGCCCAUCAACGGAACCAUCAGUCUGCCCACCGAGCUGGAGGAGCAAGGGAUUGGACGCUUUGAUUGGAAUGCCACACCUACCACAACCUUCAAACCGAGCAGCCCAGACCUGGCACGGCACUACAAGUCCGCCUCGCCGCAGUCGGCCUUCCACCUCAAGGCCGACACACCGGUCUCAGUGAAGAAGCAUCACGUGAUUCAGGAGCUCCCAUUGGAUAACACAUUUGUUGGGGGCUGUGACACCCUUUCCAAGAGAUCCUCCACGAGCUCCGACCACUUCAGUGCCUCAGAGUGCAGCUCCCAAGGAGGGUUCAAGACGAAGGGGCCCAUGCACACCAGACAGCAGGUAAAAGAGCACUUUUACUGGUCUAUAAGUACUGCCUAUAACUGCCCUGUUCCACAGUGCUAAAGUGCCAGUCUAGAUUAGGGACUCACUCUAAGGUACUGUGAAGCAACAAAAAAGAGUACAGGAGACAUUCUGCUUCAGCAAGUUCCACUGUUUCUCAACUAAAAAGUGAAAAAAGAGAGAAAAAGUAACUUGAACAACAGUUAAUUAAUGGAGUUGAUUAUGGACUCUACAAUCACAUGCAUCAUUUGGGGCUGAUAAUUAUAGACUGAUGUUUUGUCUUUACUAUAUAUUUAAUUCAUAUUUAACAAAAUGCAAGUGGGUAAGUGAUUGCCUUGCCUUAUUUUGUCUCUUCAGCACCCAGGUUAGAUCACUGGUAAAAUGUACCAACAUAACAUUAAUUGUGACUCAGUGUUCUUUGUGAAAGAAACAUUUUUUUCUUGCCUAUCUACUCAGAUUACUGUUAUCAUCAUAGACAAAUGCUGCACACAUCCCCCCCCCCAAAAAAAAAAAAAAAAAAAAACAUCAACAAAAA
Molecule: messenger RNA, 4401 nt
Organism: Stegastes partitus (bicolor damselfish)
Lineage: Eukaryota; Metazoa; Chordata; Actinopteri; Pomacentridae
Gene: pcdh9
Product: protocadherin 9
Exons: 2
Coding region: 831-3929 (1032 amino acids)
Biological process (GO): homophilic cell-cell adhesion
Cellular component (GO): plasma membrane
Molecular function (GO): calcium ion binding
Source: RefSeq, a predicted model, not a curated record